Messenger RNA from Centropristis striata (black sea bass), 1312 nucleotides. It is a transcript of the gene snx22, whose product is annotated as sorting nexin 22. The record is from RefSeq and is a predicted model, not a curated record. The coding region runs from base 182 to 763 and encodes 193 amino acids. The transcript has 7 exons. Gene Ontology annotation, molecular function: phosphatidylinositol phosphate binding. Lineage: Eukaryota; Metazoa; Chordata; Actinopteri; Perciformes; Serranidae.
UGUCUCAUUAGUGUGUAGGUGGAGCAGCAGGAAGAAAGCGACUCUCAGACUCUCAGUCCGCCUCGGUGGUUUCUCCGGGUCCCGGUCUUGUGUCCUUAUUGGUCUCCACUCUAACUAACUGGUUUCCACUCUAACUGGUUCCUAACUGGUUCUGAACUCUCUGCGGGUCUCGAGGACUCUGAUGUGGGAGGAAGACUUCCCGAUGAUCCAGGUGUCGAUCCCGUCCAUGGAGAAGGAGGAGGACGAGUCCGGGAGGACCAAGAAGCUUUUCCGAGUUGAAGUUCUGUUUAACGGGAGGAAACAUUUUGUUCUCAGAAGAUACAGCGAGUUCCAGACGCUGCACAGGAAACUCAGGAAGAUCAUCCAGACUCCAGACUUCCCGAGCAAAAGGAACCAACAUCUGAGGACCAAACCUCUGGAGCAGAGGAGGCAGGAGCUGGAGGACUACGUCCAGGACAUCAUCUAUGAGAACGAGGACGUGCCGCAGAUUCUGCUCGACUUCCUGCAUCUGAAACAUUUCCACACGGGGAUGAAGGUCAGCAGCAUGGAAUCUCUGGAUGAGUUGGACAGUCAGGAUGACAGUUAUUCGUUUCCAAAUCAGCGAGUGUUGGGUUUCUUUCAGGACCCAUAUCUCUCCGACUGCAGAUCAGAUCUCCCUGACGUCGUCGUGGACGGAGUUCUUCAGGGUUUUUACCCGCGGGACGUCCGAGUCAGCUUCACGGCUCCGACCCUCUCAGAGCCCAGCUCCUCUAUAGACGCAUGAGACUAAAGUUAGAUUUUAUAUUUUAUAGAAUAAGUUAUAAACAGUCAAAUGCACAUCACAGAUGGAGAGAUAAAUGAUGAGGUCAUCAGCGUAUGCUCGAAUCCUGCAGCAGGAAAUAAUUCACUCAGGAGUUUUUUUUUCUAAAAUCUGUUGUUCCAGCUGGAUUCAUGUUGCCUUUAAAUUAAAACGAGUUCCAGUGGUUUUAUUGUGAAAACAAACACAACAUGCACGCCAAUAUUUGUUACAGAUAUUUAACAUUUAAUAGUGAAAUCUGCAGUUUUUUCUUGUAGUUCUUUGAAUCUCCACUGGAUGUGUUUCGAGGUGUUUUUACAUUUAUACAUUUUUAGUUAUUAUAUUUUAUUGAGGCUGAUAUAAAUUUCUGAAAUAACCUUUAUAUAACUUUAUUAAUGAUAUAAAUUGCCUUUGACACCUUCAGCUAAACACUGAAAGGAAGGCUGUCCUAUUUUAAAGUGAUAUUUUUUAGAGUAAACAAGAGUUUUUAGGAGUUUUAUGUUUUGUAUCAUGUUGUUUUUAUUUAAAUUAUAAUAA